Molecule: messenger RNA, 795 nt
Organism: Trypanosoma grayi
Lineage: Eukaryota; Euglenozoa; Kinetoplastea; Trypanosomatida; Trypanosomatidae
Exons: 1
Coding region: 1-795 (264 amino acids)
Source: RefSeq, a predicted model, not a curated record
AUGAAGCGAAGAGUGUUGCGUGCGCACACCAACAAGCGUCGACUGCGGUUGCUGAGCGCCGAGCACAGUCUGCGCCUGGACGCGUACAACAUUCUCUGCGACGCCUCGUUUUUGCGUGCAGUGGCGCUUGCCAACAACAACGGCGGCAGUAAUGGCUCUGCGCCGGCGCAGGCACUUAAGUCGCUCAUGUACGACACCUUUGCUGCUGCGACAUCGCAUGUGACGCAGGAGACUGGCGGCGGCGGCCCACAGGAAAGGAAAACAAAAGAGGUGCUGAGCCUUUCGUUGUGCUACCUGCCAGAAACAGCCACAGCGCUUCGCCGUAUGGUGCAUCAACAGCCCCACUCCCAACAUCAACAGCAGCAGCAGCAGCAAAGGGAAAAAAAAUUGCCUGCAGGGAAGCUGUCGGGAUCCGCGGCGCCAAAAGGAAAGGGCCGGGCAGUGAGUGAGGUGGCGGAGGCGUUGUUGGCGGGGUUGGAGUGCGUCGGCCGUGACAGUGCUGUCGCGAACCGCAACGAGGCCAAGGCGAUUGCGCAGUUUGUCACAGGGGCUGCAACGACAAGGGAAGGGGGUGAGGACAGACCAUACAGGGGCCACGAACGGAAGAAUGCCCACUUUUUCUUUGUCGCGACGCAGUCGCACGAUACGCGCCGGCUGCUGCCAGGGAAUGCCGCUCUCCUCCGCCUCACUACAUCACCCACGGCGCUGUGGAUUGAAAAGAACGGCGACGCGUUUCAAUACGAUGACGCAAGUAGUGGCGGCUCUAGGGCUGUACAGGGCCACGNUGUGGAUUGA